This is a messenger RNA of Diaporthe amygdali, 3312 nucleotides long. RefSeq lists its product as uncharacterized. The record is from RefSeq and is a predicted model, not a curated record. The transcript has 2 exons. Gene Ontology annotation, molecular function: ribosomal large subunit binding; tRNA binding. The coding region runs from base 1 to 3312 and encodes 1103 amino acids. Gene Ontology annotation, biological process: rescue of stalled cytosolic ribosome; ribosome-associated ubiquitin-dependent protein catabolic process. NCBI's taxonomy places the organism in Eukaryota, Fungi, Ascomycota, Sordariomycetes, Diaporthales, Diaporthaceae. Gene Ontology annotation, cellular component: RQC complex.
AUGAAGCAGCGCUUCUCUUCCUUGGACGUCAAGGCCAUCACGAACGAGCUCUCUCAAGCCCUCGUCGGCCUUCGGCUCGCCAAUAUAUACGAUAUAUCCUCCAAGAAAUUCCUCCUCAAGUUUGCGGUAUCUGGGAAGAAGGAGCAACUCAUUAUCGAUUCUGGGUUCCGACUUCACACCACCGACUUCACGCGCCCUACCGCCGCCGCUCCCUCGGCCUUUACCUCUCGCCUUAGGAAGUUUCUCAAGACUCGGCGAUGCACUUCAUUGUCGCAAAUAGGCACAGACAGGAUAAUAGAGCUGCAAUUCAGCGAUGGGGGCUACCGACUGUUCCUCGAGUUCUUCGCAUCUGGCAAUGUCAUCCUCACGGACGCUGACUUGAAGAUCCUGGCACUUCUGCGGACUGUUCACGAGGGAGAGGGCCAAGAGCCGCAGAGGGUGGGCCUGACGUACAGCCUUGAGAACCGCCAAAACUACGGCGGAGUUCCGCCUCUGACUAAAGACCGAGUACGAGAGGCGCUGCAGAAAUCAGUGGCGAAGUUGGAGGCCACAGACGCUUCCAAGAAGAAGCAAAAGAGAAAGGCGGGAGACGAGCUCCGGAGGGGUUUGGCAACAACUAUAGAGGAACUGCCUCCUAUAGUGGUCGACCACGCCUUUGAAGCCACCGGAUUCGAACCUACCACCAAACCAGCUGAUGUACUUGAAAACGAGACCUUAUUCGACGCACUAUUCAAAUCGCUGGAAGAGGCCCGCAAGAUCGUAGACGGCAUCACAGGUUCGACGAGUUGUAAGGGAUAUAUCAUUGCGAAGAAGCGAGAACCCAAGGCAACCGAGCCGGCGCAAGCGCAAGGAGACAAGUUGCCUGGUUUGCUCUACGAGGAUUUCCAACCAUUCGUACCCCAUAAGUUCGAAAAGGAUGAUGCAUACACUAUUCUGACAUUCGACAACUACAAUAAGACAGUAGACGAAUUCUUUUCUUCUAUUGAGGGACAGAAGCUUGAGUCAAGACUGAACGACAAAGAAGCCGCUGCCAAACGCAAACUGGAAGCCGUCCGAGAGAUACAAGAGCAAAAGGUCGAAAGCCUCAAGCAAGUACAGAUUUUGAACAUGCGCAAGGCCGGCGCUCUAGAGGCCAACGUCGACCGCGUGCAAGAGGCCAUGGACGCUGUCAAUGGUCUCAUAGCGCAGGGCAUGGACUGGGUUACAGUUGGCAAGUUGAUCGAGAGAGAGCAGAAGCGACGAAAUCCUGUGGCACAGAUUAUCAAACUACCCCUGAAUCUGGAACAGAACUUGAUGACACUGCUUCUCGCCGAGGAGGACGAAGAAGAAGACCUAGACGAAGACUCUGAACAUACCUCUGAAGAUGAGAGCGAUGAUGAGGGAGACAGGCGCAAGAAAGUUGACACCAGGCUUUCCAUCGAGAUCAAUCUCGCACUCUCCCCCUAUGCUAAUGCCCGCGAAUAUUACGACCAGAGGAAGACGGCUGCAGAAAAGGAACAGAAAACGGUUGGUCAUUCGGUGAUGGCUUUGAAGAGUGCUGAGAAGAAGAUCGCCGAAGAUCUCAAGAAGGGACUCAAACAAGAGAAGCCAAUCCUGCACCAACUGCGCCGCCAGAGCUGGUUCGAAAAGUUCAUUUGGUUUAUUUCCUCGGAUGGGUACCUUGUUCUGGGUGGUAGAGAUGCCAUGCAGAACGAGAUGCUGUACAAGAAGUACCUUCGCAAGGGAGACGUCUAUGUUCAUGCCGACAUGCACGGUGCUGCAUCCGUCAUCGUCAAGAAUAACCCCAAAACUCCCGAUGCCCCCAUUCCCCCUUCAACAUUGUCGCAGGCCGGCAGCCUGUCAGUCUGCUCAUCAAACGCUUGGGACUCGAAGGCCGGCAUGGGAGCGUGGUGGGUCAACGCGGAGCAGGUGUCCAAGUCCGCCCCUGCAGGAGAAUUCCUCCCCACGGGAAGCUUCAUGGUGCGAGGCACCAAGAACUUUCUGCCUCCGCAACCACUGAUCUUGGGAUUUGGCUUCUUGUUCAAGAUCAGCGAAGAGAGCAAGGGCAAUCACGUUAAGCACAGACUUCUCGACGCAGAGACCAUGCCAACGAAAAACGUUCAAGAGGUUCAAAAUCACGAGGCUGAGCUCGCCGAAGAGGUUGCCGAACUUGAGCGCGAAGCAGAACAGCAUGAUCAAGAUGUCAAGGACGACUCGGACAGCGGACUUGACGACGAAGGGUCUCAUCGACAGAAUCCGUUGCAAGUGGAUGGUGACGAUGGGUCGAACAGUGGUGACGAUCUUGAGGAUCGAACAGACGAUGACGAUCACAUUGACCAUGAUGUAGACCAUGUGAAAGACCACGUGGACAAGAUCAGCCUCGAAGAGCCUGCUGAGUUGAUGAUGUCGGGAGCUUUGGCUGCUGAUGGAGGCGAGCACGAAGAUCCAUUCGCGAAUGGUGUGAACGGAGACGAAACGGCUGAGGCAGAAGAUGGCCCCGAAGAUGAAGAUACCGGAUCAGAGACGGCAACCAAAGCCCCCACAGAGGCAUCGAGAGUUUCCACCGCCACUACUUCGAAACAGACGAACGACCCGAAGCAGAGGAAUGCUCCAGCGAAACGGGGUAAAAAGAACAAGCAGAAGAAAAUCGCUGCCAAAUACAAGGACCAAGACGAGGAAGACCGUGCUAUGCAUGAGGAGCUCAUCGGCGCCACCAAGGGUCGUGAAAAGGCCGAAGCCGAGGCCAAGGCCAAGGCGGAGCGCCUGGCAGAGGAGGAAGCCCGACGCGAGCGCCGCAAGCAAGCCCAGCUAAAACAGCAGAAGAAGGUCGCCGAGCACGAGGAGGUCCGCAAGCUUAUGCUCGAAGAAGGUAUCGAGGUGCUGGAUGAUGCCGAGGAGCAAGCGUCCACACCUCUCGACUCCCUGGUUGGUACAGCACUUCCCGGCGACGAGAUCGUCGAGGUGGUGCCCAUGUGCGCCCCGUGGGCGGCGAUGGCCAAGUGCAAGUACAAGGUGAAGCUCCAGCCUGGCUCGACCAAGAAGGGCAAGGCGCUGAAGGACAUCCUGGAGAGGUGGAAGAUUGAGUCGGGGAAGAAGGGGAAUCUCGACGAGCACUCCCGAGACUCGGAGAGGAUGUGGCCGCGCGAGGUGGAGCUGAUUAAGACAGUCAAGCCUGAGGAUGCGAACAACGUUGUGCCGGUGGGCAAGCUGACGGUGAUGAUGAGCGGUGGUGCGAGUGGGAAGUCUGGCGGCGGAGGAGGCGGGAAGGGGGCCAAGGGAGGUGGGAACCAGAGCAAGGGUGGUAAAGGCGGCAAGGGUGGGAAAAAGAAGUAA